UGAAUCACCCGCAAGGCAGCUGUGAAUAAUCAUUAGCAGGUGACAAACAACGAACAGUCAUAGAAGCCGGUAGGGAAUAUCUUGCCCCUAACGACGAAAAAAAAUAACCCAAUCUCGCCUCAUUUAUUUCUUGCUGUGUAGGUCUUACCGCCCUCACUCUAGGCUCUCCUUCUAACUCGUUAGUAAACAAAGCAGCAACAGGUGGUCAAGCUGCCCACACAACUUACCUCAACAACUCUUUCAACUUCCACAGUCCAUCCAUCCAAACUACCCUCAAAAAACCUCCAUCAUGGGUACUUCCUCGAACCAGAACCAGAAGUCGGCGUCGCCCCCGGGCACCCCUCUCCGCGACUACGACGGCGACACGCCCAUGACCAACGCAACGCCCUUCGGCGCCACCACGCAAGGAACCCGCCAAAGUCCCUCCACGGUCAAUACGCCCAUGCCCGCGCCCCGCCGCUCAUUGUUGGCUCGCUCAAUCCAGACAGAAUACAUCGCGACCCCGCGCAGCUCGCGCGCCUCAUCGACCUCGUCAACGGACAGCGUACCCAUCGAGGCGACCCCGGGCAUGGUCCCGCGCAGCUCGCGCAUCGGCAACAACCCCCACGCCGCGACGGCGCGCUCCCAGACAUCCGGCCAGCAACAGCGCACACCUCCCCCCCGCUACGCGCAGCCCGCGACGCCUUACCCGGCAGGUGGCAGCACAUCCACAUCCACACCCAGCCUUCCCGGCCUCCCCACGACGACGCCGCUGCGCGCAAGCCUCUCAUCGCUAGCGAGCUCGACAAGCAGCUUCCGCAGCUCGGUGCUGGCGGGCGAGCGGCCGAUGCCGGAGACGCCGGCGGCCGCGACCAUGGGCACGCCGCAGGAGAUGCCGGAGCGCCGGCGCAGCAGCCGCUUCGUGCCGCGCGACAGCCUCGGCGUCAUUAGCCCCACGAACCCGACGCACCGCCGCGCCAGCGCGCUGUUCCAGCCGCAGUCUGCUGCUGCGCGCGAGGCGGAGGCGGAGGUUGAGGCCGAGGAGAUGGAUAAGGAGAAGGAGAAGGCGCGUCGAAGUUCCGCUGCUGCUGCUGCUGCUUCGUUGAAGAAGAAGGAUAAGAAGGAGGAGGAGAAGGCUGGGGCAGAGAAGGAUAAGGAUGUUGAUAUGGAGGGAGAGAAGGAUGGUGCUGAGUUUGAGAAUUAGGAAAAGAAGGAUUAGGGUUGGGAGGUGACACGUUCGCAGACAAUGGAGGUCUUUUAUGGUCCCUCCCUUUAAUGCCUGAUGAUAGGACGGCAUUAAUUGGGUUGCAAGGGUGUUUUUCGGGGCUUGGGUCGUUCUAGAAGACAGUUUAUGAACUGUGCUUCCUCAGUCGUCGCUCGAUACGCGCGGGUAACUGGCCCGAUAGUUUGACGCAAAGUAAAUACGACACCGUCUGAACAAACCCCUUUCAAUUCCUCUCCUAUAACCUAAACCCCUUUUGUCCAUCCUGAUCUGUGCCAGACUGAUCGAAUGACCUUGUUAUGGCCCAACCAUCCUGCUCUAAUUAGGUACUAAAGUGCUAAGAUGAUGAUAUGGAUACUUAAAAAAACGGUUGGUUAGAACCUAUCGUACAAUACUAAGGAAA
This is a messenger RNA of Annulohypoxylon truncatum, 1604 nucleotides long. RefSeq lists its product as uncharacterized. The coding region runs from base 290 to 1183 and encodes 297 amino acids. The transcript has a single exon. The record is from RefSeq and is a predicted model, not a curated record. NCBI's taxonomy places the organism in Eukaryota, Fungi, Ascomycota, Sordariomycetes, Xylariales, Hypoxylaceae.